UUUCUUUCUUUAAAUUUGCAUCGAGUAGCUAUCUUUGUGCCUUCGAUACUGCAAAAGAACUACCUUCAGCAACAUUAACGACCUUUCUCUUUUUAUUCUUUUUGGCAGCAUCAUCUUCAUCCCCAAGUUUCAUCCCCACUCUUUCUCAGGUCGACCACAUUUCUUAGUGUCUUGGCUUGAUAUUCUUAACAAGGUUAUCAACCUUCUUUGUCUGCGAGCGGGUAAUUCGAGUUCUUUCUAGUUGACAACUUUUUGUAGAAGCAAUAGGGGACUUGAAAUCAUCAUCAUCAUUUGCAAGAUCAAGGGUCGAAGAUUUAUGCCAUGGUGAAGGGAAAGCUUAUUUUAAUUUGCCAGUCUGGUGGUGAAUUUGUGAGUGAUGCCGAUGGAAACUUGUCAUAUAACGGAGGAGAGGCAAAUGCUGUAAAUAUAAACCAAGACACUCCAUAUGAUGAUCUCAAGAUAAAAUUGGCAGAGAUGUGUAAUCUGGAGCUUAAGACAGUGUCAAUUAAGUAUUUUCUUCCAAGAAAUAGGAAAACUCUUAUUAAUUUAAGGAGUGAAAAAGACUUCAAAAGAAUGGUUGAGUUUCAUGCUAAUUCUGUUACAGCUGAGAUUUUUGUCAGUGGGAAGGAAGGUUUUGAUCGUGAUGCAUUGAACACGUACACUGACAGGACAAUUGGCUUAAAACUGGCUGAGAACGUAAAUCAUCAUGCCGCACCUGAUUCUGGUGGUCUGAGUACAACACCUUCUAAGGCUACCCCGUUAAGGACUGUUCGAACUGCUGCUGCCUCUCCUAUAGCUAUUCAAAGCGAUUGUCUGGUCGAUGUACAUAUCAGCUGCCAGGAACCUGAUAGCCCCAGUCAAGCCACUUCUUCAUCAAACUCUUCGUCUGGCCAUUCUUCUGGCCAUGUUGCUGAGGAUGAUUCUGUUGCUGAGGAUGAUUCUGAUUACGCUCCACGCUCACGUGCUCAGAGCCCAAUUAGCUUUGACUAUGAUGCUACCCCUGCUGAAACCGUGAAGAAGCGCAGGCGCAUUGCUUCCUGGAAAAUUGGUGCCAAUGGUCCAACCAUUGUUGUGACCGAUAAUGAUUCUAAGGAGAAAAUCUCGCGAAAGAAGAAGAGUCGAAGUUCAACUGGUGUAAUGGAGAGAAAUGACUCGGUGGAGGAUGAAGAUAGUGUUCAAUUACCUGAUAAUUUUGACAGUUCCUCUCCAAUUGCUUUGCGUGAUGAAGAUCUGCCAGAGAAACUAGUUGCCACUUGGAAAGAAGGUAUUACUGGUGUUGGUCAGGAUUUUAAGAGUGUGAAAGAGUUCAGGGCUGUACUGCAAAAGUAUGCUGUUGCUCAUCGCUUUGUCUACAAGUUGAAGAAAAAUGAUGCUACCCGUGUAAGUGGCAGAUGUGUGGUAGAGGGUUGUUCUUGGAAAAUUCAUGCAUCUAGGGUCCCUUCGGAUCAAAUAUUUAAGAUCAGAAAGUUUAAUGAUUUGCAUACAUGUGAAGGCGAAUCCUGGAAAUCUGCUCAUCGUACAAGGAAUUGGUUGGUAAGUAUCAUCAAGGAAAGGUUACGAGAUUCUCCAAAUGACAAACCCAGGGAAAUCGCUAAAAGCAUUUUGCGUGACUUUGGGAUUAAAUUGAGAUAUUCACAAGUAUGGCGAGGGAUGGAAGAUGCCAAGGAGCAACUUCAAGGUUCGUACAGUAAGUCAUAUAACAGGUUGCCUUGGUUUUGCGAAAAGGUAGUAAAUACGAAUCCUGGUACUGUUGUUAAGCUUGUGCUAGACGAUGAAAAAAGACUGCAGCGCUUCUUUUUCUCACUUCAUGCCGCAAUACAUGGUUUCAAGCACGGUUGCCGACCCCUUAUUUUCCUUGAAGCUACAUCUCUAAGAUCAAAGUACAAGGAGACUCUUAUAACAGCAACUGCGGUUGAUGCAGAUGAUGGUUUCUUUCCGGUUGCUUUUGCAGUAAUAGAUAUUGAAAAUGAUGACAGUUGGCGUUGGUUUUUGGAGCAACUAAAAUCUGCAUUAUCAACUUCUCAAUCUAUAACUUUUAUUUCAGAUCGAGAAAAGAAUUUAAAGAACUCUGUGCUUGAGGUGUUUGAAAAUGCUUCUCAUGGCUAUUCCAUUUUUCAUCUUUUGGAAAGCUUCAAGAGAAAUAUGAAGGGUCCAUUCCAUGGUGAUGGGAGAGCUGUUUUACCUGAAAUUUUCCUUGCUGCAGCUCAUGCAGUCCGAUUUAGUGGUUUUAAAAAUUCGACCGAGCACAUUAAACAGAUUUGUUCACCUGCAUAUGAUUGGUUGAUCCAGAUUGAGCCCGAGGGUUGGACGAGUUUGUCAUUUAAGGGUCAGCACUAUAAUUAUAUCACAGAGAAUGUUGCAGAACCGUACUCCAAGUUGAUUGAGGAUUCUCGAGGAUCAACAAUUAUGCAAAAGAUAGAAGCCUUAAAAUGUAUGCUUGGUGAUCUAAUAGAUCACCGUAAAUUGGAGUCAAAUAAUUGGUCCACCAAACUUACUCCAUCAAAAGAGAGAAAGAUACAGAAAGAAGCUGUUAAAGCCCAUGGUCUAAAAGUUCUAAUCUCGUCUGAUGUCCUAUUUGAAGUUCAUGAUGAGAUGACUCACGUUGUGAAUAUUGAAAACCGUGAGUGCACGUGUUUGGAGUGGAAACAAAGUGGGCUGCCUUGCUGCCACGCAGUUGCUGUGUUCAACUAUAUUGGUAAAUGUGUGUAUGAUUACUGCUCGAGUUACUUCACGGUUGAAAGUUACCGUUCUACAUAUUCUGAAUCUGUAAACUCGACACCUGGGAUUGGAACACCAGUUGAAGAAGAUGGCGAGUCAGGUACUGUUGAUGUGUUACCCCCUUGUCCUCCAGAAUCUCCGAUAGAGGAAAAACCAGAGGAGACUAAAACUGUAGACCCAAAUAAGAGAACAGUACUUUGCAGCAGGUGCAAGGAACCAGGACAUAAUAAAGCUUCAUGCAAGGCCACCUUAUAGGUCCUUUUCUGCAUCUUGUACAGCUCUUAUAAUUUACAUGGCAGUGACUUGUGAUGUAUUGCUCAUCUUUGUAAUUCGUUGCGCUCUGCAUUUCUACUUCACAGAAAACAGUAACAUUACUGAUUUAUUUCCAUUUGGAAAGCCAUAGUUUCCGAGUUUUGAACUCGGAAAGCAAGGUGUUAGAGGAUGGUAAUAUUCGUGGUCUCAAGGGUAAGAUGUUCCCGUAGCUUGUCUAUUGCAAAAAUGAUUUUCAUUCGGACUAUGAAUUGUUGGAUCAUUAUGUUACAUGACGUGUGAUGGUGAAUUCUCAGUUUUCUCGGAUUUUGGACGACCGUUUUCUUGGUAUUGUUUUGCUCAAGCAUCUCAUUCUUUAAUGUGCUGAAGUUGAAAAGAGGGGAGGAACAAAAGAAAUUUGAGGGUUGGUUUACAGUGGAAUGCAGAGUGUCUUUCAAGAUUUGUAUAUGUAAAAGAAAGAUCGAGUGAAAAGUUAUGCAAUUAUGUAAAUGAACGUUAUUUGGUGUCUUUUAUAUGCUGAUACUAGCUGGGAAGAGUAGAAACAUCUUGGAUGACGAA
Molecule: messenger RNA, 3546 nt
Organism: Lycium barbarum (goji berry)
Lineage: Eukaryota; Viridiplantae; Streptophyta; Magnoliopsida; Solanales; Solanaceae
Exons: 3
Coding region: 322-2973 (883 amino acids)
Molecular function (GO): protein binding; zinc ion binding
Source: RefSeq, a predicted model, not a curated record